GCUCAGAGAGCUACUGCUGCACUUUGUUUCACUUCUUCUCAGGGAAAACGUCUUCUUCCUCAGCUGUCCUGGUCUUCUGUCCCUGUCCUCCUGUCUGGGUGUUGUAGCGUCCGUCCCGUCGUCAUGGACAGUCUGGAGAAGCAGCUCAUUUGUCCCAUCUGUCUGGAGAUGUUCACCAAGCCGGUGGUCAUCCUGCCAUGUCAACACAAUCUGUGUCGCAAGUGUGCCAACGACAUCUUCCAGGCAUCCAAUCCCUACCUGUCCACAAGAAGUGGCUCCACUGUGACAUCCGGCGGGCGUUUCCGCUGCCCAUCCUGCCGACAUGAGGUGGUUCUGGACCGACAUGGAGUCUAUGGACUGCAGAGGAACCUGCUGGUGGAGAACAUCAUCGACAUGUACAAGCAGGGGAGCUCCAGUAAACCCGUCCAGGAGGUGAAGCAGGAGCAGCCCAUGUGUGAGACCCAUGAGGACGAGAAGCUCAACAUCUACUGUCUGACUUGUUCCACCCCCACCUGUUCUCUCUGUAAGGUGUUCGGCGCUCACAAAGACUGUGAGGUGGCGCCCCUCAAUGAUGUCUUCAGCCGGCAGAAGACGGAGCUGACGGACUGCAUUUCCAUGCUGGUGGGGAACAAUGAGAGGAUUCAGGCCAUCAUGAAUCAGCUGGAUGAAACCUGCAGAACCAUUGAUGAAAACGGCCGUAGGCAGAAAUCAAAGGUGUGUGAGACAUUCGAUCGCUUGUUCGCGCUGCUGGAGGAGAAGAAAGGUGAGAUGACGGUGAAGAUCAAUGCUGAGCAGGUGGAGAAGCUCGACUACAUCCGAGGUCUGAGGAAUAAGUACAGCGAGCACCUGGAAGGCGCCGCCAAGCUGCUGGAAACGGCCUUCCAGAUCAUGGAGGAGCCGGAGAUGGCCGUGUACCUCCAGACGGCAAAACCUCUGCUGCAGAAACUCUUGGAGGGCACCAACCAUUCCCACCUGGAUACAGUCCAAAGAGGCUAUGAGAAGAUGGACCACUUCACAGCUAACUUUGAGCAGCAGAGAAAAGCGCUGGCAGAGGUCGACUUCAUCAAACUUGAUGAAGACGACGACGAAGAUGAGGAAGAUGUGGAGCUCAGAGGCCUGACAGGGGGAAGUAACACUGAGCCGCAGCAGGCUGCACCUGUAGCAGCUGCACGACCGCCGGCCAAUCAGCCACCUCCACUCUCACCCGUCCUCUCACCCACCCCCCAGAGGACAUCAGAGGCCCCGCCCACCCCAACCCCACUGACGAAGAGCCCUGUCCCAUCACCUUCCAGCCAGACACCCAAUCCUUUGCCCCUCCCCACCACCAGCCCUGCCCCUCAGUCGGAUCAGCAGGGCGACUCAGAUGACAAAGAUGGACCCAAACAUGUCUUCUCCUUCAGCUGGCUCAACCAGAAAUAGAACCUGUAGAACCAGUCCAGCUCCAGGACCUGGAUCAGUCUAACCCGGUCUUUGCUCUGCGGGACUUUAUGACAUUUUUGUUAUCCUUGUGUGAUAAAAGCUGCGCUGAUAUCCUGACACUGUUGGUUCUGCUCUUUCCAAAUGCAGAUUGAUGGAAAGAUUUUUUAUUUUCAUCUUUUCCUCCUCUGAUUGGACUCAUUCAGAAGUGUGGAUGAUGUUCAAUUGACGUUAAGACUCUAUAGAGGGAGUGGCAUAGAUCACGCCUCACAUGUUUUCUGUGAAAGUGUCAAAUAAAUUAUGGUUUUAUUAUGAA
Messenger RNA from Cololabis saira (Pacific saury), 1732 nucleotides. Its product is annotated as E3 ubiquitin-protein ligase TRIM63-like. NCBI's taxonomy places the organism in Eukaryota, Metazoa, Chordata, Actinopteri, Beloniformes, Belonidae. The record is from RefSeq and is a predicted model, not a curated record. Gene Ontology annotation, molecular function: zinc ion binding. The coding region runs from base 124 to 1419 and encodes 431 amino acids. The transcript has 9 exons.